CACCAAUCAAACAGUUCUCUUUGGAACAACAAUCCCAACCUUUAUAGAAGUACACCAAUUAACCCAAAAAUGAUGAUGCCAAAGCAAUCACUCAUAUCUUCCAUUUCAUUAACAAUUUUACUUACCCUCCUAUGCUGUUGUUCCAUUCUUCCCACCACUACCAUAGCAGCACUAUCCCCAGUUUCUGCACCAGCUCAACCACCACCAUCCUCCGCUACCCCACCAGCCACAGCCCCUGCAACACCAUUAGUCCCUACACUCCCCCAACCACCAAGUGACACUUCCUCCUCCGCCACUGACAUUGUAGGAAUCCUAAGAAAAGCAAACAAUUUCAACAUCUUCAUCCGCCUCAUGAAAGCCACCCAGUUGAACAACCAACUCAACUCCCAGCUCUUAACCAUCAAGUCAGGCGGCUUAACCAUCCUCGCCCCGGAAGACAGCGCCUUCUCCGAACUCAAACCGGGCUUCCUCAACACCCUCUCCAAUGGCCAGAAGCUUGAGCUCCUUCAGUUCCAUGUUCUUCCAGACAUUGUCUCCAGCUCAAAUUUUGACACCCUCACCAACCCUGUGAGAACAUUGGCAGGAAACAAACCCGGGAAGGUGGAGCUGAACGUGAUUAGCUAUGGUGGCAGUGUGAACAUUUCCACGGGACAGGUUAACACCACAAUCAAUGGCAUUAUAUAUACUGAUAAGCAUCUUGCUAUUUAUAAUGUUGGUAAGGUGCUUCUUCCUUCGGAAUUCUUCCCUAAGAAGACGAUUGCGGCUGUACCAGCUUUGGCGCCGGCCCCGGAAGACGCUGCAAAGGCGCCUAAGGCUGAUAAGGAGAAGCCGUCGUCGUCCGAAGAUUCUGAGCAAUCAUCUCAGGUUGUUCCUGCUGAGACCUCUGGCAGUGUGAGAAUCACAAUGUGUGGAACGUUGGUGUACCUUGUUCUUGGUGUUGUGUUUGUGGCAGUUCACAGCAUGAACUAUUAAAGGGUCUAAAAUCUAAAUACACCAAUGAAGUACUAGUAGCUACUAUGAUGAUAUAUUUAUUUGAGUGAGAGUGUUAUGAUUGGGUAUGGAAAGUGAAAAAGGAGGGAGUGCUUGUCAUGUACCACACUCCAGAGAUCUUUGUAUCUAUCUAUGAAUUUAUGUAAAAUGUGCUCCACAAAAGCACAAAAACUACCAUGUGGAGUUUCACUUUAAAAUCAAUUCUGAAAUUAAAACAUAA
Lotus japonicus is the source of this 1210-nucleotide messenger RNA. Its product is annotated as fasciclin-like arabinogalactan protein 11. NCBI's taxonomy places the organism in Eukaryota, Viridiplantae, Streptophyta, Magnoliopsida, Fabales, Fabaceae. The transcript has a single exon. The coding region runs from base 70 to 972 and encodes 300 amino acids. The record is from RefSeq and is a predicted model, not a curated record.